AUGAAUAGGAAUGGCCUCAAUAUCUUGCCCAGCUAUACCGAUUACUUCAAUCUGAAUACCGCCACUCUGUCUCUCAAUACAGCCGCACUCUGGAUCGGUGGCGCCAUUGCUGGUCUGACUUAUGGCCAAGUAACUGAUAGGAUCGGACGCAGAUAUGCAUUAUUUUGGGCGGCUAUUGGAACAUUUUUGUCCAUCGUGCUUCAGACAGCUGCGCAGAAUACUGCGAUGUUUGUGAUAGCUAGAAUUCUGGUUGGAUACGGAACUUCUGCCUCCACCCUUACCGGACCGACAAGAGGCAUUGGUGGUUGUGGCUCAGACUCAUGCGAAUGGAGAUACGUCGAAUCCUGUUGUAUUAGCGCAAUACCAAGAGAUUAUCGACACGAUAGAGUACGAGAGAAAUGUUGGCGAGACUCUGAGCAUGAAGCAGAUGGCCAAAAAACCAGUUGCAAGGAAAAGGGUAUCCCUAGCGAUCUCAGCCGCAGUAAUUUCUACCAUUUCAGUGUAUGGAGCAUCAAGGAACAAGUCCGACGUGGUAAAAGUAAAUGGGGACGAUGUUCCAGAAAGAAUUGA
This is a messenger RNA of Sclerotinia sclerotiorum 1980 UF-70, 570 nucleotides long. RefSeq lists its product as hypothetical. Gene Ontology annotation, molecular function: carbohydrate:proton symporter activity. NCBI's taxonomy places the organism in Eukaryota, Fungi, Ascomycota, Leotiomycetes, Helotiales, Sclerotiniaceae. The coding region runs from base 1 to 570 and encodes 189 amino acids. The transcript is spliced from 4 exons. Gene Ontology annotation, biological process: carbohydrate transport; transmembrane transport. Gene Ontology annotation, cellular component: membrane. The record is from RefSeq and is a predicted model, not a curated record.